This is a messenger RNA of Gossypium arboreum, 2217 nucleotides long. RefSeq names its product TOM1-like protein 1. The transcript has 4 exons. NCBI's taxonomy places the organism in Eukaryota, Viridiplantae, Streptophyta, Magnoliopsida, Malvales, Malvaceae. Gene Ontology annotation, molecular function: ubiquitin binding; phosphatidylinositol binding. Bases 543 to 1793 code for a protein of 416 amino acids. Gene Ontology annotation, biological process: protein transport to vacuole involved in ubiquitin-dependent protein catabolic process via the multivesicular body sorting pathway. The record is from RefSeq and is a predicted model, not a curated record.
AAAAGAAGCUUUUUAAUUAUAUUUCUGAGGUCCAGAGUGGCAACGCCAAGGCAUAGCACAGAAUUGAAACUCCCCAAGUCCAAGGAAUUUAAACUCAUUCCUUACGCUUGCCGUCUUCUUCCUUCUUAUAUUUUUAUAUAUCAAAUUCAAAUUCAAUUUCAAAGUUAAAAGUAAUUGCUUCUCUAUUUUUUUCAACUUUUCCUUUUCUCUUUUAUAUUUCAUCAAAUCUCUCUGGGUUUUGCUCUCUCAUCUACUUCGCCUCUAUAAUAACUGUAAGCAAAGGGCAAAGGGAUUUUUUUUUUUUGAAUUUUAAUUUUCUUAUGAUUCUUUUUUUUUCUUGAUUUUUUUAAAUUGAUGUAUUUAGGAUCUAGGUUUAGCUGACCCUGCAGUUACCAUUCUGAACUUCAUUUUUUGGUUUAAGAAAAUAAUUUUGUGUUACAAUUUUCUAUAAGUUGUUUUCAUCUUAAGCUUAUCUAAGUUUAGAUUUUGGGCACUUAUGCAUCUAUAGCUGUAUUUCAACUGCUGCUAUAAUGGAAGAAUAAAUGAUCUUUACUUCAAUUAUUUGCUUUAAAUUAGGUUUGGUGAAAAUGGAAAAAGAAUUGAUGGAUAAAGUUAGUGCCUUUGGUGAACGCAUCAAGGUUGAAGGAGCUGAGUUGGGCAGAAAGAUGAGCGCUGGCAUGAGCUCAAUGAGCUUUAAGGUGAAGGAACUCUUCCAAGGCCCGAACCCAAUUGAUAAGCUUGUUGAGGAUGCUACAUCUGAGGCCCUUGACGAACCUGACUGGGCCUUGAAUCUUGAUAUUUGUGACAUGGUCAAUCAUGAAAAAGUGAACAGUGUUGAAUUGAUCCGUGGCAUAAAGCGGAGGAUAAUGUUGAAGAGCCCUCGGGUUCAAUACUUAUCCUUGGUCUUGCUUGAAACUUUUGUCAAGAAUUGUGAGAAGGCAUUCUCGGAGGUGGCAGCUGAAGGGGUUCUUGGUGAGAUGGUUAAGUUAAUUGAGGAUCCUCAAACUGUUGUCAAUAAUCGGAACAAAGCUUUAAUUCUUAUUGAAGCUUGGGGGGAGUCAACCAGCGAGCUCCGCUAUUUACCUGUUUUUGAAGAAACUUACAAGAGUUUAAAAUCAAGGGGUAUUCGCUUUCCUGGUCGUGAUAAUGAGAGUUUGGCUCCUAUUUUUACCCCUGCUCGUUCAGUUUCAGCGGCAGAAGUGGAUGCCAGUCUUGCACAGCAGCUACAGCGUGAUGUGCAGCUUCAGCAUGAUAUUCCUGUUCCAAGCUUUGCUGCUGAACAAACAAAGGAAGCAUUUGAUGUGGCAAGAAACUGCAUUGAGCUUCUUUCAACUGUGUUAUCCUCAUCACCCCAACAAGAUGCUCUUGAGGAUGACCUGACAACCACGCUUGUCCAGCAAUGUCGUCAGUCCCAGUCCACUGUUCUAAGAAUCAUCGAGACUGCUGGAGAUAACGAGGCCCUGCUUUUUGAAGCUUUGAAUGUGAAUGAUGAGAUCCAGAAAGCUCUCUCAAAGUAUGAAGAGUUGAAGAAGCCAUCAGUAGUUCGUCACGAGCCAGAACCCGCAAUGAUUCCUGUGGCUGUUGAACCUGAUGAUCCGCCCCGUCAUACAAACGAAGAUGCCUUGAUUAGGAAAACAAGUGGUACUCGACAUGGGACGCAUGGUGGAAGCAAUGAUGACAUGAUGGAUGAUCUUGAUGAAAUGAUUUUUGGUAAGAAAGGUGGGGGUUCAUCUGAAGGGGGGCAAGAUUCAAAGAAGCAGCAAGCACCUAAAGAUGAUCUAAUCACAUUCUGAUUCCAUAAUACUAGGACGGAAGGCCUAUGCGGGGCCAUUGUAGCCAUUUAUCCGAAGUUAGGAAGUAAAAACACACGACAAAAUUGUUGACUUUUUCUUUGGUAUACUAGGAUUGGAUUGGAUUGGUUGUCCCUGCAAAUUAUGUGUAAGUAAAUUCAUGUCUGGAUUUGUUUACUUCAAUAUUUGAUGAGUAGAGAGUAUACAUGGAUGGGAUGGCUCUCAUAUCCAUGACUUGAUAUCUGCUGCAUUCAAUUAACGUUAAUUCUUUUGUCAUGAGAUUAAAAUUACAGUUGUGGUAUGUAUAUUUGAAUGCAAAAACAGGGAUGGUGAUGUGAUGUGUCCAAAGUUAUGGACAUUGGAUUAAAAUUUCAAUGGAAAUUUUAGAUUAUUUGAUUUUCAUGUCAAAUAUAUUAUCAAAUAAAAA